Messenger RNA from Schistosoma turkestanicum, 1724 nucleotides. Lineage: Eukaryota; Metazoa; Platyhelminthes; Trematoda; Strigeidida; Schistosomatidae. The record is from the annotation of a GenBank genome assembly.
GAGUAAUGACUUCUGAAGAUGAUGGUAGUUACAAGACAUUGGGAUUACCUACUCAACCAUACUGUCGUAUUCAUUGCCAUCAGUCAGCUGUACGUGCAGCACGUUUUAAUGCAGAUGGAAAUUAUUGUAUGACUGCUGGUGGUGAUAAAACGAUAAAAUUAUGGAAUCCAUAUAAUUUUCAUUUAUUAAAAACUUAUGCAGGACAUGCAGGUGAAGUUUCUGAUGUGCAGGCAGGUAAAGAUAAUAGUCAACUUGGUUCAGGUGGAGCAGACUGUUUAGUUAUAUUAUGGGAUGUUGCUACAGGGCAAUCUGUUCGUCGAUGGCGUCGUCAUGCUGGACGUGUGAAUUCUGUUCUGUUCAUUGCACCAUUUCAUAAUUCGGAUGCAUUAGAUCCUAGCCCAAUUUUAUUAUCUACUGGUGUAGAUGGGAUGGUUCUAGUUUGGGAUGCUAGAGCACGUACUCCCUAUCCAGUUCAGACUAUUCAUGAGGCACGUGACAGUGUCACAUGUUGUACAUUUCGUCGACAUCAAAUUGUUACUGGUUCUGUUGAUCGAUGUGUUCGCACGUACGAUAUUCGACGAGGUGAAAUGACUGAAGAUUAUGUUGGGUAUCCAGUUACAUCAGUUUCACUUACCAUGGAUUGUCAAUGCUUCCUAGUUGGUACGCAAGAUUCAACUUUACGUUUGUUUGAUGCAUUAACUGGUGAAUUGCUUAACAGGUACACUGGACAUACCAAUCAAACAUAUAAAAUGGAUAGUGCUCUGAUGAAUCUAGAUCGUCAUAUAGUCAGUGGUUCAGAAAAGAAUAGUCUUGUUUUUGUAUGGGAUUUCAUACGUUCAGAUGUACCGAUUCAUACACUAGACCAUCACCCUAGUGGCAGCGCAUGGGGUAUUUUAUCUCCACACAAUCCGGAACCAGUUGGUGAAUUGAUCAUUGAAAAUGCUAAAUCACUAAGUUUUAUGAUUCACUCACUGUCACCACAUCCUAAACAAAGUAAAUUACUUACAGCAGGUGGUGAUUUUGUUUGGUUAUGGGAUGCUGAAUCUAAGGUUGUUGAAGAAAAUGAAUAGAGAUCUGUAGAUAUGAUUUGGUUCGCACAUAUAUUUUGUCUUGAAAAUUCGAUGUAAAUAUUUCUCCACCUGAGGACUCUAUAAUCGAUGCGGGUUAAAGGUUAUAACAUAAAAUCCCUGUUGUCAUUGUAUCUGUGCUAUACAAUUUCUCAUUGACCCAUUAUUUAUUGGUGAAUAAAACUUUUACCUUCCUUUUACACAAUCUAAAGCAAUUACUUCGUAUUUAACCAUUUUAACUAGAAACAGGGAUGUUGAAUUAGUCUGCUUUUUAAGCUAAAAUAUAUGGAGCGAUUGGAGGAUAGAAACGUGGUAGACUAUGGAACUGUCGAUGAUUAAUUGGAAUUACUUGUUCAUCGUUAAUUAGCUUCGUGAUGUUAACCAUAACCUUUUAAUUGUAAUGACUGCUAUCUAGCAAGUUUUGUAUUCUUAAUAACAAGAUAGAGCUAUCUGAAAUCGGUAACAUGUACUGUGAAUUUUAACAGGCCGCUUGGAAAAAGCAUCCUCGAAACAACUACCAUUUAGAUAUACUGACCAAAUGAAAAGUCCAUGUUAUACUAAUCAAAAUAAUUAGUCAAAAGCGGUUUUCUCCUGGUAGAUAUACAUGUAUGUACUUAUGCAUGUGAAUCGGUUUAGCCCAGUAAACUUCCUUCCUCA